UGAAAGCCUUUGUGGUUUGUGGCAUUCCAUUCUCUGCAAUUGAGAAUCCAUUUUUUAUCGACCUUCUUCAAAAUUUGUGCCCAAGUUAUGAACCACCAUCAAGAACAGUAUUAGCAAGUCAAUUGUUAAACCAAGUGCAUUCUAAAAUUAUUAUAAAACGGGAAGCUGUUCUUAGAGAAUCAAAAAAUUUAACGAUGGAAUAUACAUUUAGUUCACGCCUUAUAAAAGAUUGUAAUGAAAUUAUAAAAUAUUUUAAAAAAUCGCAUCAACCAAAUGCAUACUUACAACAAGCAGUCAAUGAGUUAAAAAUUUCUGGGGGAGGAUUAAAAAAAUUUGUUGAUACAAGAUGGACUUCCGCAUAUGAAUGCACUCUAUCUGUUAGUCAGCUUGAACGUAUUGAAUUACGAGAACAACAGUUUCAAACAAUUGCAAAAACAGCAAUUACAAUAUGGCAACAAGAAGGAUAUGAUCAAUAUGAAUGUGCAAAUCUCGUAUCAUAUAUGCAACAAUUCCGAGAAAAAGAAGAUGGAUUUGAUCUACCUUAUAGUUUUGAAAAAGAUACACCCCUGUUAUGUUGGAUGACAAAUCAUGUUGGUUCUAAAUCAAUUGGACAAUUUGCAAGAAAGCUCUUUUUAAUCGUUUCUCAUUCUGCUGAUUGUGAAAGGACCUUUUCAUCAUUAG
Racocetra persica is the source of this 681-nucleotide messenger RNA. The record is from the annotation of a GenBank genome assembly. NCBI's taxonomy places the organism in Eukaryota, Fungi, Glomeromycota, Glomeromycetes, Diversisporales, Gigasporaceae.